UCUCACAGCUAAACUGAGGACCCAAGUCUCCGGUGGGAAGGAGCCGAGUAAGGAAUCGAAGAGACAGCAAAAGAGGGAAAUCGCGACCAACAUAGCCGACGAUCUUCAAUAGGCAACAAUUUGCUAUAGAAGACAUUUGGUUUUGCUUUCAGUGUUUUCAAUCUAGAAGAACCCUUGUUUACAGGGAAGAAAUCUGUGAGGCACCGGACAAUGGAGAAAAAAGGAAGUUCAAGGCUGAAUAUUGCCAUAAUUCAUCCUGAUCUUGGAAUAGGUGGGGCUGAAAGAUUAAUUGUUGAUGCGGCUGUGGAGCUUGCAUCCCAUGGACAUAAGGUUCAUAUAUUUACAGCACACCAUGACAAGAAACGAUGUUUUGAGGAAACUCUUUCAGGUACCUUUCCAGUCACAGUAUAUGGUGCUUUCCUACCCCGGCAUAUUUUCUACCGACUCCAUGCUGUGUGUGCAUAUCUGCGCUGCAUUUUUGUUGCUCUGUGUGUGCUGUUGAUGUGGUCAUCAUUUGAUGUUAUAGUAGCAGAUCAGGUCUCUGUUGUCAUUCCUUUGCUAAAACUUAAGAAGAAAACAAAGGUUGUGUUCUAUUGUCAUUUUCCGGAUUUGUUGCUGGCUCAACACACAACUGUCCUUAGGAGGAUAUAUAGGAAACCAAUAGACUUUGUAGAAGAAACAACAACUGGAAUGGCAGAUUUGAUCCUUGUGAACAGCAAGUUUACUGCAUCAACUUUUGCGAAUACAUUCAAGCGUCUUGAUGCACGAGGAAUUCGUCCAGCCGUUCUCUACCCAGCAGUCAAUGUGGAUCAAUUUGAUAAACCCCAUGCUUUUAAGUUGAAUUUUCUCUCCAUCAAUCGCUUUGAAAGGAAAAAAAACAUAGAUUUAGCAAUUUCAGCUUUUGCUAUGCUUCGCUCUCUUGACGAGGAUGCUCUUGGAGGUCAGAAUUUUUCUGAUGCAUCAUUAACUAUUGCAGGUGGCUAUGACAAACGGCUGAGAGAGAAUGUUGAGUACUUAGAAGAACUUGAGAACUUAGCAGACAGGGAAGGGGUGUCUGAUCAGGUUAAAUUCAUCACAUCCUGCUCAACAACUGAAAGAAACGAGCUUCUCUCCCAAUGCCUAUGCGUCCUUUACACACCAAAGGAUGAGCACUUCGGCAUUGUUCCUUUGGAGGCAAUGGCAGCCCACAAACCAGUCAUUGGGUGCAACAGUGGGGGGCCAGUCGAGACGAUCAAAGAUGGGGUGACGGGUUUCCUCUGCAACCCCAUGCCACGAGAGUUCUCUUUGGCCAUGGCUAGACUGAUUUGCGAUCCCCAGAUGGCUGUGAGCAUGGGUGGAGAAGCGCGGAAGCAUGUCAGUGAAUCAUUCUCUACCAGGAUAUUCGGCCAGAGGUUAAACCGGUAUGUUAUAGAUGUUACUGAGAAGAAGAGGGAGUAGCAUGGUAGCACUGGCUGUAAGAUAUGAUCAGCUGGCCUUCACACUAGAUUUUCUGAAACAGCAAUUCCCUUCCACUAACUUAUCCUCUGUGUUUUUCCCCUGCUGCUAGAGAUGAGGGAUUCAUUACCCUUCGUAAAGGCUAUGUUUGAUUCUCAAGAAAAAAUAUAUAUUAAGAUGUUUUUUUUUUUUUU
Molecule: messenger RNA, 1628 nt
Organism: Vitis riparia (riverbank grape)
Lineage: Eukaryota; Viridiplantae; Streptophyta; Magnoliopsida; Vitales; Vitaceae
Product: alpha-1,3/1,6-mannosyltransferase ALG2
Exons: 9
Coding region: 211-1437 (408 amino acids)
Molecular function (GO): GDP-Man:Man(1)GlcNAc(2)-PP-Dol alpha-1,3-mannosyltransferase activity; alpha-1,3-mannosyltransferase activity
Source: RefSeq, a predicted model, not a curated record